Dreissena polymorpha is the source of this 691-nucleotide messenger RNA. RefSeq lists its product as uncharacterized. Bases 2 to 622 code for a protein of 206 amino acids. The record is from RefSeq and is a predicted model, not a curated record. The transcript is spliced from 7 exons. Lineage: Eukaryota; Metazoa; Mollusca; Bivalvia; Myida; Dreissenidae.
UAUGUCCAGGCAUAAACUGGACAGACAUAGGUUUACCAGCCAAAUUUCUAGCUCUGUAAAAAAGGAAAUGUGGUCAAAUGUGGAGACUACAUUUAACGCCAAUAGUACAGGGCCCCACAGAAAAGGGAGUGACCUCGAGAAAAAAUGGGAGAACCUCACAUCUACACAAAGAGGCAUCUACCAGGAUCAUCAGCGUAUGCUGACAUUGACUGGCAGUCCUCCGUUUAAUUCAAAAUGCACAAUCCUCACUGAGGCUGUGAUGAACGUAAUUGGAAAAGAGGGAGUUGACAUAAUGGGUAUUGGACCCAGCAGCCUAGACACCUCUAUUUUGCAAUUGACUGAUAUGCGUGAUGAUGACCAGCAAGAUGCUGAAAUCAACAUGAGCAUGUGUACUUCAAGUGCUGCGAUGUCAAAAUCAGUUUCCUUUAAUCCGAAAAGAAGAUAUACACCAUCGAUGGCUGAGAAUGGCUAUAGAAGCGCAACUAUUUCUCCUCCAGACAAACCUUCACCAUCAUGUUGCAGUCAUUGCAGUCUACAUGAACAUAAUGCCUUGAAGAAGAGGAAGCUGGAGCUUCAAAUACAAUUGUUUGAGGCCCAGUUGGCGCGAUUUGAUGAGGAAUAGAUUAUUAUGUUAUUUGUUAUUAUUUUGUUAUGAAGAUAUAGUUUAGUUAUAUUAAAGAGUUACAUGAAA